Molecule: messenger RNA, 1857 nt
Organism: Colletotrichum paranaense
Lineage: Eukaryota; Fungi; Ascomycota; Sordariomycetes; Glomerellales; Glomerellaceae
Product: DEAD/DEAH box helicase
Exons: 5
Coding region: 1-1857 (618 amino acids)
Cellular component (GO): nucleus
Molecular function (GO): RNA binding; RNA helicase activity; ATP binding
Source: RefSeq, a predicted model, not a curated record
AUGAGCAGACUUCCUCCCGCCGAGAUGUCUGCCUUCGACACUGCCGAUAUGCAGUCGGCUCUUCCUGCCGAUGGCAAGAAGGCCCCUGCCGCUGCUGUCAACAGCGAUGGUACAAAAUGGGCUGAGCCUCUGCCCUACAACUACGACGAGCUUGCCCAGCAGGGUCCCGAGGUUGCGACUGAGUGGGCUGGCAACGGUGCCGUUUACGAGUGGGAUGAGGAGUUUGGCGACGUUGGCCCGAAGUUCCCCGACCUCGAGCUCGCUCUCUUCGGUGAUUCCAACUCCCGCAUUGCCUCUAACUCUGGCCUCGACUUCUCUGUCAUCUCUUCUGUCGAGGUUACCCAGGAGGGUGAGAUCCGUGUUGAGCCUGUCCACUCCUACAAGGACGCCGGCUUGCACCCUGUCAUGCUGGAGAACAUCGAUCUUUGCGGCUAUGAGGCCCCGACACCCAUCCAGAAGUACACCCUUCCCGCCAUUCACAAGGGUCUCGAUGUUGUGGCUAUUGCUCAGACCGGCAAGUUUCCCUCUACCGCGGCUUACCUUAUUCCCAUCUUGAACAAGCUCAUGGGCAAGGCCAAGAAGCUCGCUGCACCUCGCCCCAACCCUGCCGAGAUUGCUCUUGGACAGCAGUGGGUUCGUGCAGAGCCUCUGGUGGUCAUCGUUUGUCCAACUCGCGAGCUGGCUAUUCAAAUCUUCAAUGAGGCCCGCAAGUUCUGUUACAGAACUAUGCUUCGCCCGUGUGUCGCCUAUGGCGGUGGUCCCUUGAGGGACCAGAUUCAGCAGCUUGGAAAGGGCUGUGAUGUUCUCAUCGCUUCCCCUGGUCGUCUUGUCGACUUCAUCCAGCGGCCAGACACUCUCUCGCUCAAGCGCUUGAGAUACAUGGUCUUCGACGAGGCCGAUGAGAUGCUUCAUGAUGACUGGCGCGAGGAGAUGGAUGUCAUCAUGACUGGCGGUGAACAGCAGGAGGGAAAUAUCAAGUACAUGCUGUUCUCGGCUACCUUCCCCAAGCCGCUCCGCGAUCUCGCGAAGGAGAACCUGUCUUCCUCCAGCGUCCGCAUCAAUAUCGGUCGCAUUGGGAGCACCCACACCAACAUUCUCCAGCGCGUCUUCAAGUUCGACGCCUUCGAGAAGAAGGAGGCUCUCAAGGAUCAGAUCAACUCUCUUCCUGCCUGCCGCACCAUCAUCUUCGUCAACCAGAAGCGUACUUGCGAUGACUUGGACGAUUUCUUAUUCAACCUUGGCUUCCCUUGCACUUCGAUGCAUGCUGAUCGCACUCAGCUUGAGCGUGAGGCUUCUAUGCGCGCUUUCCGUGCUGGAAAGUCUCCCAUCCUUAUUGCCACUGGCAUCAGCGCUCGCGGCAUUGACGUGAAGAAUGUCAACCACGUCAUCAACUUCGACCUGCCUAGCUUGGAUCAUGGUGGCAUUGAGGAGUACACCCAUAGAAUCGGCCGCACCGGUCGUAUGGGUCAGCGUGGCAUUGCGACUUCUUUCUACACUGACCGCGAUGAGCCCAUGGCUAGCGUUCUCGUUCGCACCCUCUUGGAGACUAAGCAGAAGAUUCCUGACUUCCUCGAGCCUUUCAAGCCCACUGGCAAGGGCCUUGAGAACCUCAAGUUCGAGACUGAGAGCGACUUCGACCCCGAGGAGGCCGGCAUUGCUCACCUUGGCGGCGAGGGCGGCGGCUGGUCCAACGAAGGCGGCGGUGGCGAUGCUGGAGGCGAUGGCUCCUGGGGCGCUACUGGAGGCGAUUCUGGCUGGGGUGGUGGCGGCGAUUCUGCUGGUAACGAUACCAAGCAGGAGGAGCCCGAGGCCGCUCCCGCUUGGGGCGCUUCUUCUGGCGGUGGUGGUUCUUGGUAA